Molecule: messenger RNA, 2640 nt
Organism: Alternaria atra
Lineage: Eukaryota; Fungi; Ascomycota; Dothideomycetes; Pleosporales; Pleosporaceae
Exons: 4
Coding region: 1-2640 (879 amino acids)
Biological process (GO): ubiquitin-dependent protein catabolic process; DNA damage response; protein ubiquitination
Cellular component (GO): Cul4-RING E3 ubiquitin ligase complex
Molecular function (GO): ubiquitin protein ligase binding
Source: RefSeq, a predicted model, not a curated record
AUGUCAGCCAAUCCAGGUGCACUGAAACGGAAGCACUCGGGCAAGACCAUCAAGGAGCUGUUCACCACACAAUCUAAGCCGAAGCUCGCCUCUGCAGCGCCGCUGUCACCCACCAGCAAGCGCACACGACGAGACAGCUCCCCGAUAGCUAGCACCGAGAUCGCCACAUCGCCAGCUCCGAUAAGCAAGAUGAGCACAGCCGAAAUGUACCACUUUUCCAGCAAGAGGGCGGGCAUAUCGAGCAACGCCGAGGUGGUGGAUAUUACGUCAAGCCCCGACAACAGUCCUGCGAAAGCCAAUAGUCAGCGGAAUGACAUGCGAAAGGCGGCGCCUAAUAUGCAUGCCAACAGCGGUCCCAAGCGGUUGGUAGUGAAGAACUUCAAGCCUACGAGGAAGGUGGACCCCAGGGUCUUCUUGGAUCAAACAUGGCAGAAGAUCGAGAAGGCUUUGGAUACCAUCUUCCGGCAAGGCGAUGUCGAUUUCAGUCUUGAAGAGCUGUAUAGGGGUGUAGAGAAUGUGUGUCGGCAAAACAUGGCAAAAGACAUCAAGGAACGAUUGAUUGCGAAAUGCAAGGACUACGUAGGUGGAAGUCUGAAGGCGAAGGUUAAGGAGAGUCUGGGCAGGCCAAACAUUGACGUGCUGCGGGCGACGUUACAUGCUUGGGCGGUAUGGAACAGUCAAAUGAAAUACCUCGAUUGGAUCUUCUGCUAUCUCGACCGCGCCUACCUGCUCCCACGACACGAAUCCCUACGCGAAAUCUCGAUAAACCUCUUCCGUUCCAUCAUCUUCGAACACGCGAAAUUGAACCCACGCAUUGUCGAUGGCGCCUGCGAUCUCGUCGCUGCUGACCGAACGGGCGGCGACCUUGACAGCGAGAUGUUCUCCAAAACGGUCAACAUGUUCCACGACAUGCAAGUCUACACAUACUCUUUCGAGCCGCGCUUGAUGGAAAUAAGUCAGGAGUACGUGACGAAAUGGGCCGACACAGAGAGUUCAGAAAAGUCGUUACCCGAAUACGUCCGCAAUGCAAGAGCGCUUAUGGACCGCGAGAUGAAGAGGGUCGACAUGUUUAGCCUUCCGAAUACUACCAAGCGAGAGCUCCUCACACUCCUCGAAGAUCAUUUGAUAUCGAAGAAGGAGUCACGACUGACUAACCAGGAUGAGCUUGCCGAUCUCCUCGAUACCAAUGCCAUUGAAGAUCUUUCGCUACUGUACACACUCCUCGAACGUAGAAAGCUCGGCGCGAAACUACGGCCAGGGUUCACCAAGUGGAUCGAGGACGAGGGCACAGCUAUAGUGUUCAACGACAAAGAGCAAGAGAACAUGGUCAUACAACUGCUCACGCUGAAGCGUCAACUGGACACUAUAUGGAAGGCUUCUUUCCAUCGAGAUGAGGAGCUGGGACAUGGUUUACGAGAAUCAUUUGACAAAUUCAUGAACAAGACCAAAAAGACAUCCGCAAGCUGGGGUACAGAUAACUCAAAGACCGGUGAGAUGAUUGCCAAGUACGUGGACAUGCUGUUGAGGGGAGGCGCAAAAGCUAUACCAGCACAACUUAGUCGGAAAGCCGAUAAGCCUGCAACUGUAGAGGUUGAAGAGGAUAACGAGGAGGGUGUUUUCGAUGAAGAUACAGAAGUCAAUAAUCAGCUCGACCAAGUCCUCGACCUGUUCCGUUUCCUGCAUGGCAAGGCUGUGUUUGAAGCUUUCUAUAAGAAAGACUUGGCUAGACGACUAUUGAUGGGCAGAAGUGCGAGCGCGGACGCUGAGAGGAGUAUGUUGUCGAGGUUGAAGAUUGAAUGUGGUGCUGGCUUCACCGCCAACCUCGAGCAGAUGUUCCGCGAUAUCGAACUCUCACGGGAAGAAAUGAGUUCGUACAAAAACAUCAGCGAGGAGCGCAACGAGAAGCUCAGUCUGGACCUCAAUGUCAACGUCCUUUCUGCGUCAGCUUGGCCUACAUACCCCACUGUCCCUGUAAUUUUGCCUCCGGAAAUCCAGUCGGCGAUCAACAAAUUUGAAGCACACUACAAGGUCAAGCACUCUGGCCGUAAGCUGGAGUUCAAGCAUGCGCUCGCACAUUGUCAAAUCAAAGCCAGGUUUCCCAAGGGACUCAAGGAGUUGGUUGUGUCAUCCUUCCAGGCUAUCGUCCUCCUGCUGUUCAAUGGCCGAAAGGAAGAUGAGCAUAUCGACUACGACUACCUUAAGCAGGCCACUGGUCUACCAACGGCUGAGCUUAACCGCACUUUACAGUCUCUCGCCUGCGCAAAGGUUCGGCCUUUGACCAAGCACCCCAAAGGCCGAGAGAUCAAUGAAACUGACACCUUCACACUCAAUACCUCAUUCACGGACCCGAAGUACCGCAUCAAAGUCAACACCGUUCAGCUCAAGGAAACAGCAGCCGAGAAUAAAGAGACACAUGAACGUGUCGCUGCUGAUCGAAAUUACGAGACGCAAGCUGCCAUUGUCAGAAUUCUCAAAGCGAGGAAAAGAAUCAGCCAUGCUGAACUGGUCAGUGAGACCAUCUCAGCAACGAGGAACAGAGGAACAUUGGAGGUUAGCGGUAUCAAGAGGAACAUUGACCGCUUGAUUGAGAAGGAGUUCUUGGAGAGAGAGGACGACGGAUUGUACGCUUAUAUUGCUUAG